GCCCGAUCCCUAGCCACUUCCUACACCACUUCGCCUCCCUCCACUUCCUUCCGAUCCCUCUUCACCCGAGACCAGAGCUCGCCCUCGUCGAUCGCCCGCGCGCCGCUCAGCCAAGAAGCCGCACGACGGCGUUGGCGCAUUGCCCCGGAGAGGCCCGCCGACCGAUGAAGCCGCUGUACCUGCGUGGCAGCGGCAGCUUCAAGAGGCUGCUGCUCUCCCUCUCGCCGCACCGCGCGAAGCGCGUCCACGCGCCCCCCGACGUAGAGCACGCCAGCGCGCAGACGGAGGCAGCGUCGCCGCCGCCGCCGGAGCGGAGGCCCGAGUGGGAGUGCUUCUCGUACGAGGAGGUCCGGCGCGCCACGGGCGGCUUCCGCGCGGCCAACCUGGUGGGCCGGGGCGGGUCGUCGGAGGUGUACCGCGGCGAGCUGGCGGACGGGCGGGCCGUGGCGGUGAAGCGGCUCCUGGGCGCGUCCGCCUGCGAGCGCCGGGAGCGGGACUUCCUGGCGGAGCUCGGCACCGUCGGCCACGCCCGGCACCCCAACGUGUGCCCGCUCCUGGGAUGCUGCGUCGACCGCGACCUCUACCUCGUCUUCGCCUUCUCCGCCCGCGGCUCCGUCUCCGCCAACCUCCACGGCGGCGAGGAGGGGGCGCCGGCGAUGGGGUGGGAGGCGCGGUACGGCGUGGCGGUGGGCACGGCGAGGGGGCUGGAGUACCUGCACAAGGGCUGCCGGCGGCGGAUCAUCCACCGGGACAUCAAGGCCUCCAACGUGCUGCUCACCGACGACUUCCAGCCCCAGAUCUCCGACUUCGGGCUGGCCAAGUGGCUGCCGACGGAGUGGACGCACCGGGCGAUCGCGCCGAUCGAGGGCACCUUCGGGUGCCUGGCGCCCGAGUACUACACGCGCGGCAUCGUGGACGAGAAGACGGACGUGUUCGCCUUCGGCGUCUUCCUGCUGGAGCUCAUGGCCGGCCGCAAGCCGGUGGACGGCACCCACAGGAGCCUCCUCGGCUGGGCGAGGCCCCUGCUGAGCGAGGGCAAGACGGAGGCGCUGCUGGACCCGAGGAUCCUCGCCGGCGGCAAUGGCGGCUACGACGCCGAGCAGGCCCGGCGGCUGGUGUUCGUGGCGUCGCUGUGCGUCCGCGCGUCGGCGACGUGGAGGCCGUCCAUGACAGAGGUCCUGGACCUGCUGGAGGGCGCGGAGAUCACGGAGGAGCGGUGGGCGAUGCCGGAGCCGGCGGCCGGGGACGACGAGGGGGAGGAAAUGUGGGGCUUCGACGACCUCGACGACGACGAGGAGGAAUCCGGCACGCCGUCCCCUUUGUCAACGUCCUCGGCCUCGAGCGCUUAGCACGGGCUAAGAUUGCGUGAGGCGACCGUGAUGCUUGCUGAGAAUUUUGCUCCUUCCCACCUGCCCCGUUCGUUGUCGAGGUUGUGAAUACAAAGGUUAUCUGUGAGAGGCAAGUAAAAACCACCCCCGUAUGCUGACCACGACACGGACGGGAAAGAUGGUGGUGCUCGCGUGCAAUGCGUAAUGCAAAGCAGACCGAGGGUUUUGUCGGGCAUGGUUCAGGGAAAGAGACCGACCGACCGACCUGCCUGCCCUACCAAGAGUGGUACCUGGCUGCUCCGGUUGGGUUGGGUUGGGUACUUGGAUUCCAGUUGUAUGGACGCAUGCAGUUGGUUCGUUGUUGCCAGGUGUGCGUGCCGCUUUCAGUAUACUCUACUCUGGUAGCGCAUUCGUGGCCACGACACGCGGUGCAGCGCCGUGGCAUGGCGGUUCGGGACAGGUUGAGCUGUGCCCCUGCCCUGGCUCCUUGCACACCUCUUGGACGGACCCCGGAAUGGAGCGGCAUGCUCCUCAUAAAAGGCGAGGGGAACAGGGACCGGUCGAUCAUGUGGCCGUGAGUGUGGGCAAGUGCAGCAGGUGUUCUCUUCUCUCCUCGGGCAGCUUCCCAUGCAAGGUGUUCGUCUUCUGCGACAACUUGCUUAUCAGUAACAUGUAUCGACGCGAGGUUGGUUGACAAGCAACCUCUUCCUUCUCUUUCUUUUAUUAAAAACUGAAAGCAACCUGUGC
Molecule: messenger RNA, 2075 nt
Organism: Triticum aestivum (bread wheat)
Lineage: Eukaryota; Viridiplantae; Streptophyta; Magnoliopsida; Poales; Poaceae
Product: probable receptor-like serine/threonine-protein kinase At5g57670
Exons: 5
Coding region: 165-1349 (394 amino acids)
Biological process (GO): protein phosphorylation
Molecular function (GO): ATP binding; protein kinase activity
Source: RefSeq, a predicted model, not a curated record